UAAUUAUUUAACAACACACUCUAUAAAUUCAUCUCAAAAGCAAAACAAAAUAUUCAACUUUCUUCUUCACAAUUUUUUUCUCUUCUUCUUAAUUCUGUUCAUACAUUUUUGAAACCUUUCUUUGUGAAGAUAUAAGAUGAGUAUUGUGUAUACUCAUGCUCAAAACUAUUCUGAAUUUGAGUCAAGCCUUGGUUUCUUCAAUCAAGAAACUUUCAGAAAUGAUAAUCAGCAAUAUUAUUCUCCCUCCACAAGUUCAGAGAUGGAAACAAUGUUUACCAACUCUCAUCAUUUGGCAGUGAAACAAGAAGAAAAUGAACCCUUUUCAUCACACUACAAUGGUUACUCUUCUUAUGCAUCAUCUUUAAAUCCGAUGAUUUGCCAAACUCAGCAGAAUCAAGGAUUGCCUAAUGACUUUGAUGCUUCAUUUAGUGCUGUGAGUUCUUUCGAUUCGGAGAAUUAUAUCUCCGAAACUAACAUUGAUUCUUCUACUAAGAAUUGCUCCAAUCUCAUUAGGCACAAGAGUUCCCCUGCUGAGUUUUUCUCCAACUAUCCACUUCAUAAUGCUUCUAUGAAUUUCUCAUCUACACAAAUUAUUGAAAAUGAUGAACAUGAAGCUCUUCGACCAAAUUGUAUUACAAGUAGAAACAUUGGAAAAAGUUACAUGCCUAGCUUCACUACUGACUGUUGGGAUAGUUCUACGCUCAAGGCCCAAAAAACAUCCACUAUCAAUGGUGAAAUCAUGUUUUCCACUUCAAAUGCUUUGGAAACUCAGGAAUUAGACUUUGGAUACCAAAAACUUGGUCUGAGCCACCAUUUGAGUCUGCCAAGCUCUUCUACAAAGAUGACUAGUAUGGACAAGUUUUUUCACAUUCAAGGAUCUGUUCCAUGCAAAAUUCGCGCCAAAAGAGGCUUUGCCACUCAUCCAAGAAGCAUUGCAGAGAGGGAAAGAAGAAUAAGAAUUAGUGCAAGAAUCAAGAAAUUGCAAGACCUUUUCCCAAAUUCAGAUAAGCAAAGCAGCACAGCAGAUAUGUUGGAUGUAGCAGUUAACUACAUUAAAGACCUUAGGAAACAACUUAAGAUAUUAUCAGAAACUAAGGCAAAAUGCAGUUGUACAAGUAAUUAGAAGAAAUGUUCAGAUCUUAUGCCUGAUUUUGAUUCUUGUAGAUAACAAAAGGAAGGAAGCAUUUGUUUUUAAUUUAUAAUUUUGUUUUGCCUAAAUAAUGGCAAGUGUGAGUAUUAUAAUUUGGUAAAUUUUAGGUCCGGCUAAAUAUCUUCAGUUUUGUUUUUAAAAUUUUAGAUUUUGCUAAAUAUCUUCAGUUUUGUUUUUUCA
Molecule: messenger RNA, 1330 nt
Organism: Lathyrus oleraceus (garden pea)
Lineage: Eukaryota; Viridiplantae; Streptophyta; Magnoliopsida; Fabales; Fabaceae
Product: transcription factor bHLH130
Exons: 5
Coding region: 137-1123 (328 amino acids)
Biological process (GO): regulation of transcription by RNA polymerase II
Cellular component (GO): nucleus
Molecular function (GO): DNA-binding transcription factor activity, RNA polymerase II-specific; protein dimerization activity; RNA polymerase II cis-regulatory region sequence-specific DNA binding
Source: RefSeq, a predicted model, not a curated record